This is a messenger RNA of Babesia microti strain RI, 462 nucleotides long. RefSeq lists its product as hypothetical. Bases 1 to 462 code for a protein of 153 amino acids. The record is from RefSeq and is a predicted model, not a curated record. The transcript has 4 exons. NCBI's taxonomy places the organism in Eukaryota, Apicomplexa, Aconoidasida, Piroplasmida, Babesiidae.
AUGAGAACUCAUUUCUUACGUAAUGCAUACAGAAAUGCAGUGCAACACUUUGGCCCGGAUAGAUAUAGAAGGGCGUUCAAUUGUAUGACCAAGUUCAAGACAAUGCAGCCCUUCGCAUCCCGCACUAACCCCGUAUCGCUGCGAUUAGCGAGUAUCGUUACUCUUAAAGAUUCAUUGCAAACUAGCAGUGGUGUGCAAACAAAUUUGCAUGAUAUUUUGGAUGGCACUGGAAUUGUUGGUGAGUUAACUGCUUCCUUGUGUGGUCUAGUGGAUCGAGUCAACGAGAAGUCUUUGAUUGCACUGCUCAGACAAAUCAACACUGCCCACAACAAGUUUAGAGAAUCGGCUAUGGUCGACGAUCUACUCUCUACGUGUUUUGACAACUACCAGUGCAUGCUACCAUUACUCAGGACAUUCGUUUGGGUGAUAGGCACUAGCAACACUUCAAUCAAUUAUAUCUAA